UACAUAUGUACAAUUUUAUUGAAUUAUUUUUCUAUGUGAUAAAUUAUUUAAAUAAACAUAAUUUUAUAUUAGAGUAAUAGACAUACCAUUAUCACAUUUGGUGUUCAUGGUCAAGAGAAAGUUGUUAACCAAUCAAGAUGUUAUGACACAAUGUUUUUAUGAUUAAAGAAUUUUAAUGUGGGCUCAUAUACCUGUUACUUACCAUGAAAUGAAACUAAUAAAAUUUGAUCAGUUGGUUUGAUUGUUUUACAUUUAAUAAUUUUUAUUCUACACAAUCUUUUUAAUUAACCACAAAUAUGAAGUUACAGUUUCUUCUGUAUCUAGCUUUAUGGAGCAUAGUUUCUGUAUUGGGUGCAAAAUUUGAAGCUUUUUAUCCAAGAGAAGCAUAUGGAGUAAGUAAUGGAGCGUCUAGAUCACCCCACGGCCAUGGAUCAUUCUACAAGUACAGAAACCCUGCUCUUGUAGAUGCUAAAAAUUCUCCUGCUUAUGGAUAUAGAUUUGACGGGAAAAGGCGUUUCAAUUUUGACAAAUAAUUGAUGUACAUAUGUAUUUAGAAUUAGUAUUACUGUAUUGUUUGUCAAUAAUAAUAGUAAACAAAUAGUAAGAAAAAGCAGCAAAAUAUAGUGGUUCAAAUAAAGUAUAUAAACUAUAAAGUAACAAAUUAAUCAAUAAUUACU
Melanaphis sacchari is the source of this 677-nucleotide messenger RNA. RefSeq lists its product as uncharacterized. Lineage: Eukaryota; Metazoa; Arthropoda; Insecta; Hemiptera; Aphididae. The record is from RefSeq and is a predicted model, not a curated record. The transcript has 2 exons. Bases 297 to 533 code for a protein of 78 amino acids.